Molecule: messenger RNA, 1257 nt
Organism: Adineta ricciae
Lineage: Eukaryota; Metazoa; Rotifera; Eurotatoria; Adinetida; Adinetidae
Source: the annotation of a GenBank genome assembly
AUGAAAUCGAAAAAUUUGUUUUAUUAUUUGGCAAUUACAAUUGGAACAUCAUCAUUAUUAUAUCGAUCAUUUCAAUUGAUUAAAAAGAAAUUUUUCUUGAAAAGAAAAGUUUAUUUAAAUGGUUUAUCAUGUUCAUUUCCAUUGAAUUGUUAUUCUCAAGAUGAAAUGAAAGAAAUGUUUAUUGAAAAUUAUUGUGGCGGAAAAGAAAAUCUUCUGGAAAAAGAUUUUGAUUUUAUUCAACGAGUUUUUCAAGCUUCAUGUAUUGACACAUCUUAUGUGAAUUUAUCAAAAAAUAAUUUAUUCAAACGAAUGAAAAGAGAAGAAUAUACAAAUUAUGUUAAACAAACUUUAAUUGAAAUUUCAUGUAAAUCAGCGAAAAAUGCCAUUGAAAAUUGUCUUCAUUUAAAUUCCAAUGAAAUUACUCAUAUUAUUUUUGGAACAAUGACAGGAACAAUUGCAGCACCAUCAAUGGAUAUUCAUCUUGUUAAAGAACUUCAAUUAAAUUCAAAUAUAAAACGUUUAAAUGUUGAAUCAAUGGGUUGUUUAACUGGUUUUCGAUUAAUUGGUUUAUGUAAUGAUAUUGCAUUACAAGAUGAAAAUAAUAUUGUUUUAUUAAUUGUUUCUGAUAUUCGUUCAGCUUUGGGAAAUCAAUUAACGCCAUUUGAAUCCAAUCAACCAAUUGAUAAAUCCAAUGUGAUUAUUUCUGCACUUUUUCGUGAUUCAUCUGGUGCAGCGAUAUUUUCUCAAAAAGCAAUUUUCUCCAACGAACUUUCCUAUUGUCACAUUUUAAAACAUCAAUCAACAAUUAUUCCAGAUACAAUUGAAUUGGGUCGUUUAAAAGAAUUCAAUGAUUCAAGUAUUCAUCUUUAUUUAGAUAAACAAUUGCCUUAUGCUGUUUUUGAUGCUCUUCCAAAUUUUGUUUCGAAAUUAUUAAAUGAAUAUCAAAUUGAUAUUUAUCAUUGUCAAUUUGCUGUUCAUACGGGUGGACCAAAAAUUAUUCGUGGAAUAAAAGAAUGUUUAAAUUUAGAUGAUGAACAAUUAUGUUCAUCAUGGUAUGUAAUGACACAUUAUGGAAAUCUUAGUGGAUCAAGUAAUCUCGUUGUUUUGGAACAUUUUUGUCGAUGGAAAUAUUCGGAAAAUAAACCAAAUGAAAAAGGAAUUUGUUUUCCCAAAGAUUUCAAUCGAUAUAAAUAUAUUGUUGGACUUUCAUUUGGACCGGGAAUUGCUGUUGAAGGUGUUUUAUUCCAAUUAGAAUGA